UUCAUCCCUCUUGAUCGAGAUCUUGACCAAGUUGUGUCUAUACCAGUGUGCUCCCUGAGCAUGGAAUCUUCAAAGAAGAGAAGGCGGUCUGUGAGAAAUAUAAGAAGAUCGUCAACUAACUUUCAAGUUUCACCAAAUACCCUUGGUGUGGAGGAGAAAGCGGCUCCUGAAGAAGGGUCCUUUACCGGAAGAACUUAUGGCAGUGUCUGGGUGGAGGAAAACGAAUCUACUUCUGAUUCAUGGGCUAAAAACUGUCUUGUCUCUUCUACCUACCAUACAAAAAAUGAGAUGCAGAAAGAGACCUCGUCUCCUGUCACCAAAGAGGAUAAUCUUGGAUUUCUCGUUGACAUCCCUGAUGUGAGUAUAAGCUGGCCAGGAGUAAAUCACAGUGAUGGAGAAGACAGACAUGGAAUGCAGCCCGGCUCAUCACAAUUUUCACUCAGACUAGGGGAAAAACCAGAGAGUGAUUCAAAAGAGAGCCUUCAAACUCAAACUUGGGUUGAAACAGAUACAGGAAUGCUGGAAAAACCCCCCGGUGAUGCUGAUGGUCUGUCCCCUGAAACAGCAAUAAAAACAGGAAAUGUUGAUUUGAACUCUAGAUUGGAUGAAACAUUUGUCUUGGAAAGGGGUUGGAGACCAGUAAGAACUGUUGAAAGCUUAGGUUUAUUGUGUUCCAUUCAGCCAAUAGAGUCAAAUGUGGGUCUUUCCAGCAAUGCCAUUUCUGGUAAGACUUCAGACAACCUGUCAUAUUCACACAGUUCGUCUCCCUGUGGACCAUCUCAUCAUCUCGACUUGGUAUCCACAGACUCAAUUCCCCUCUCAUUUGCUGAUGUAUCUGGACAGAGCUCACAUUGUCUACCAGUUCUAGACUGUGGGGCAUCUACCAGCAGCUUCUUUGUUCCGGCAGAGGCUGGGACCACUUGCUCGUCUCAAUACAGUCACAAUUACUCAGAUUUCAGUUCACCAGAACUUUCAUUAAGACUUGAAGCUUCUCUCUCAGAUAGCCAAGUACCAUCUGAUUUGUUAGUGGCUACGAAAACCCCCACUCUGAACCAGGCAAUAUGCUGUGAAUAUGAAAGCAGCAAUAUGACACCUGACAGCUCAAGGAAAACUUCUUUUGAGGAAACUGAUUUUGAUAGUGUUUGCAGGAUCACAGGUCGUGAUGCUGCAUAUGGUGAAACAAAGAAUACAUUUUCACAUUUUUCUGUGAGUGGUAAAGAGCAAGAACUGUCAGGUGUAUCCUCAAGUUCUGAAAGUGAACAUGAUAAAGCUUUAACAUCCUUGUCAUCCACCGUUUUAGGUGCCAGUUUGACAUCAGUCAUUCAGGAACUCUCUCGAAAACUUCAAGCGAUGCAAACCAUGAACACUUGUGACAUGACAGAUUCAACUGCAGUCGCUGAACAAAAUAACUCUGCUUACAGAUCUGUUGCACACGCUGCAAUUAACAAGGAUGUAUGUCCAGAGUCACUUGUUUGCAGUCAACAGCAGCAGCAGCCUUCCAGUCAAAUUGCCAUAUUGAGUGCAACUGUGAGUAAGGAAUCCCAGGCAUGUAUCGGGUUAAAUGGUAAUAUACCUGAGAAUACAGGUAGCAAAGAGUGUGAAAGCUCACUGAGAAUACCUGUAUCUGGGAAGAAACAGGAAUGUAAAAAGAAUACUAAUCUGAAAGAUCAUAACAGGCUUUCACUGAAGAAAAAUAGGACUGAAGAUGGGAAUAAAGAAACAAGCUGUCAAAAUCCUAGUCAUUUGCCAAAGCUAAAAAGUAAUGUAGACUUUGAUAGGGAUGCAGAAAUGUGUGCUGAAUCUCAAGAGGUUAAGUCAGUAUUGAGUGUGUGUCCUACCUCUCAUGUUGCAGAGGAAAGUGAUGCUCACAAUUUAUUGAGUUUGCCCUCUGUCUCUUCUGAGUCUACAGCAGUGAAGAUCAAAAAGGGCAAUGGUGUAAAAAAGCACCCUUCCAAGAAUGGUCCAGUUUCUCAGAGUGCCAAGAAAAAGUCAAUGGUAUCCAGAGUAAAAAAGACUGCAAAGGCAAAAGGUCAUAAUGAAGAUGAGAACGACUAUCUUCGCAAUGACUUCGAAUUGAAAAAAGGAAAUGUUGAAUGGAGUAAGGAUAAUGGCAUUGCUUUAGAAGAAGUUGAAUGUUGUCCAAUAGUUGUGGAACAGAACCAAGUAUCUGAGUCUAAAGUUAGGAGACGGUCAUCAAGGAUGUUUUCUCCACUAGAAAUGCCUUUUAUAUUCAGCUCCAUAACUGAUAAAACCAGUUGUGGUGAAGAAACUGUGUCUUCACCUUCAGUCUUAGUAGAAAGUUCUGAAGUUCAAAGUGACCCAGCAGCAUAUGUGUGUGCGGAUUCAGCAUCUGUUAAGAUACAAGAAAGCAAACAGUGCUCUGAAGUAAAAGAGCACCAUCAAGAUGCUGAAUCUAAAGCUAGAAGACGGUCAUCAAGAAUGUUUUCUUCUCGAGAAUUUGUUUCUAUAUCCAGUCCUUCAAAUAAUAACACAGCUGUUGCAGGAAAGAGUUCAGCCUCAUCUCCAACUGCAGAUUAUGAAGUCCAAAGUGAUACUAUGCAUCCACAGACUGAUUCAGCAUACAUUGCAGAUCACCAUGCAACUGAGUCUAAUUUCCAACUCCAAUGGGAUGAAAAUGGUCAGAACUUAGAAAACAUUGAAAGAUGUGUAAACCAACUUGGUAAAGAUGUCGGUAUUACAAUGACGGUAGACACAUCGGAGGGAGACAGACUCCCUCUGAAAGGAAAGGACAGUAAUGUCAUGGAUGAGGUCUCUGAUAAUUUUCGAAGCCUUAGUAUACUAAACGAUUUGAAAACAAACAAUGCUAAAGAAAAGGGUGUCACAAAGAGGAAAAAAAGAUGCAAGUCUAGUCAUGUUUUACAGCCAUGUACAGAUGAUAAAGGCAUCAGUCUUGAAAAUGUUGAGGAGUCUUCUGACAACCUUUCAAAGCAAAGAUCAAAUGUAGUGAAAAGUGCCGGAGGUGACCACGUGGUGAGUGCUGCAGUUUCUCUUGACGCCAACAGUGCUUUUGAACAAGUUACAACUCUGCAUGAUUCUGCAGUUUCUGAUGCUAGUGAGUUUGAUAACAGUCUUGGGAAUAGUGGCGCGGAAUGGCAGAAUGAGCUGUCCACUUCUAUGAUCUCUUUGUCUGUGGAAGACAAUACUCCAGAAGAAGUCAUGGAGUAUGAACUUUUCCAGCUCACUCAGCAAGUGAACAAUGUCCGCCGUUCAACGCGCGUGAGGCCAAGCAGAAAAUCUUGGGAUCUUUAUCAGGCACCUGAUACCAAUAAUAGAAAAAGAGUAGCUAAAAAGCUGCAGCCUUCUGCAAAUACGAAUGAGGAAAAAGAUGGUUAUGAAUGUGAAGAGAAUUCUGAAUAUGAAUUCAAAAGCAGCAUUACACUAUCUUCAACAGAAAAUUUUUAUGCUGAUUCUGAAGAAGAAUCUGUAGGUGCUGAACUUGAAAAUUUGUACAAGAACAAAAAUUAUGUUUUGCCAGAGAACAGGAAGAAAUGGCAAACUAUAAAUGAAAACCCCAAAGGACCACGCUCUGUUUUCUCUGGGAAACCGACAGAUCGUCAUAUCCUUUUUGAAGAUAGGCCUUCAGAUAGCAAACUUAGACAAAGGCACUCAAAAGCUUUAAAGGUUUUGCGAGGCCACCCAAAAAGGCGCAUCCUGUCCAGUGCUCAAUUUGAGAAGACAAUGUCUAAGUUGAAAGAGCUGCUUGAUUCUCCUGAGAAUUAGUGAUUGGUAUACAAAAUGUUCCCAAAGGUAGCUGUACAGUUGGUCUUUGGUGUGUAGCAAGACUGUUGUUAAGUGACUUAUGUAUCAGGUUGGCUACAAGUACAUGUGUUUUUAUCUUAUUGCCAAAAGUUGGUGUUCUUUACCCUCUUUAGUACUCGGAAAUUUCUUCCUCAGCACUGAUGUAUUUUAUGUAUUCCAGGAAACAGCAGUUACAGAUUGUAAACUAAAUGUAGAAAUACCCGACAAUCAAACUCGGAAGGAAAUGUGAUUCCAAGCCUAUCAAAAACUGUGCAGCAUAGAAUGGUUCUUUAAGAAAUAUAUGCAGAUAUUGAAGCACCCUGCAAGUGCUUACAUGGACAAGCUGGAUGACUUUCUGUGAACUCUGGAGGAUUUUCAGUUACUGCAUGUUAUUUGUCUUUAAGUCUUUACUUCUCAAAAAAUGUUCAUGAAUAGAGACAUACACCCGCAAAGGUUGUUUUUUUUUAAACAUCGAUUUUUAGCUGAAUAUGUGAAUCUUGGAAUGUCUUAGCCUCUGUGCAAGGUCUGCCUGAAUCUAAAUUUGUACAAGUGUCAAUGUGUACACAUAGUGCCUGAGCCUUAUUCUUGUAAAAGAUACAUUGUUCAAGAAGAUUUUGUUUCUGUAUGUUGCCUUAUGUUUUCUUUACAAUUUUUUUUUGUAUGAAACACUAAUAUAUAUAUCGUCCCUCAAAACACGAACUAGCGUAUGCCACAUUUUGUUAAUUUUGCAGGAGAGAAGUUUAAAGAUUUGGGCGAUUUUCACUAUCCCAUUGUAGCGUCAAAUAGCUGAUUCUGCCCUUAAUAUUUUGACAUAACAUGGGUGGGCCAACUACUUUUCAAUUGGCUAGAAGCAUCUUAGUGAGAAUAGUAGGUUUUGAAGGAAAAAUUACCUUUUUGUUCGAUACGCUACAACGUGCUACGUCAAUGAAAGCCUCCAUGUGUGGCUUACAUUACUAGAUUGUUGGAUACGUUAGUACGUGCUUUUGUAUUCUAAAGCGUAUAUUAUACUUUAUAUACGUUCAUUGUGUGGCUUAUGCCUAAAUGGUAACUUCCAAAUAACAAUAAAAAUGCAAAGAAAGAUAAAUUUGGUUUAAAUUCACGGGCUGUAUUAUCCGAGACAAAUAAUGUUUACAGCGACUCGGAAUAUGAAGGCGUCAACUGUAAAUGAUUUUUAAAAGUAGUAACUCGCAGUUCCAUGAUAUUGUUCCACGAAAAUGAGUCUUCUGUAUCAGAUCCUCUUCGUGCGUCCAGGAUUCUGAAGUCCUUUGAUAAGCCUUUGAGAUCCAGAAAGACAUUAGACUGCAUCUGAUUCACCUGGUAAGGCUUUUGAGGUAGAGCGAGAGACAUCACUGUUGCUACCUGAGAAGGAGGGAACGAAUCCCCAGCCCUCUUCAGGGCAUGUCCUAUUGCACGGUGUGCAGAAACACCCUCGUUCUGACAAUGGUUUGUUUCAAAGAACCUCAAUGAAAUCUCUUCAAGAUUUACACUAUUGCUCACUGUAUACAAAAUCAUCGCUGGCGUAAUCGAAUUUUUGUUCUGACCACUGCAUCCAUCGGCAAAAAGAAAAGCUUUUUUGAUGCCACAGUCGUCAUAAAACUUCAGGGCACGGUGGACUGUAGUUGAAAUUUCCAAGGAUCCACGUUUGCUUUUGCGAUUCAUCUCAAGUGGAGCAGUGACAAUCUCUGUUAGCAAUGUUAUAUAAAGUCAGGUUGUAGUCGACAACUUCUUUUUGUAAAAGAUGGCACUCUCCUGAGACAUAGGGAGGUAAAUGACCUGCUGCAAAUCAAAACUUACACUGAGAAUGUUUUCACUUUCCUGAGGCUCUUUCUUGCACUUGCAUACGUCCUUUAUUUCCCUGACCUUUUUCUUUUUCUCCCACAUGGAUCUCAAACUUUUCCCUAAGACCUAUCUUUGUUUCUUCUUUUCCUUGAUGAUAAUUGUCACAAAGAAAGCACUGGUCUUUACUGGGUCGGUGGAUUGACAGAUUUUUACUUUUGAAUACAUAGUUGUAUGUAGUGAAGAUUGGUGGCCUUGUUCUGGGUAUCCAUUCCUGGAUGAACCUGUGGUACAUGUGUGUGGUACAUGUGUGUGGUACAUGUGUGUGGUACAUGAGUGUGGUACAUGUGUGUGGUAUAUGUGUGUGGUACAUGUGCCGUUUGCUGAGUUCAGGGCCCAGAUACUCUCUUGUUGAUUUUUCUCUACCGUAAUGAGAUUCGACUUUAGGAAAUCUGUCGAAGUGAUCUGAUAUUGCUUUGCACACAAAUGCAUCUCUUUCUCAUUCUGCCUCAGAUUGUCUCCCACUUCGUUUGUCCUCAGCUAUGCCAGAGGAAGUAACUUUGUUAAAUGCCGUUCUGGCACUCUGUUCUGAAAUGCCCAAAGAGUUAAAGAAAAACAAUUAUUAGACUGGAACAAAACUCUCCCCAACUGUACGCACGUACUGUCUAGUAUUACUUCUUCGUGAUUCGCCUUCAGUGUAUUUCCUCUUUGUUUUACAGCAUUUGACAUGCCUCACAAGAAACUCCCGUUUCAUUUUUAGAUCUCUAAGGGAGUGAUACGAAUAAAAAAUGGCCUGACUCUGUUCCUCA
Messenger RNA from Aplysia californica (California sea hare), 6344 nucleotides. RefSeq lists its product as uncharacterized. Bases 61 to 3741 code for a protein of 1226 amino acids. NCBI's taxonomy places the organism in Eukaryota, Metazoa, Mollusca, Gastropoda, Aplysiida, Aplysiidae. The transcript is spliced from 3 exons. The record is from RefSeq and is a predicted model, not a curated record.